AUGUCUGCGGCAGCGGCAACUACUAGCAGCGCGGGGACGCUGCGGUUCGAAGAUGGCGCCGUCCAGUUCCGGCAGCGCAUCGUGGUUAGCAUUCUCUCGCACCGAUCACUUCUGAUACGCAAUAUUCGAGCGGAAGACAUUGAUGCACCGGGUUUGCGGCAGUAUGAAGCUUCAUUUCUGCGAUUAAUUGACAGCAUGACGAAUGGUAGUCGUAUUGAAAUCAACAGUACGGGUACACAACUUAGGUUAAGUCCAGGAGUGUUGACUGGAGGAUCCAUUGAACAUACUUGUCCAGUUCCGACACAGCCAACAGAUUCCCGCCCAGACGAAGAAUCAAUGGAUUCAUCUCGCUCGAUUGGUUGGUUUUUGGAAGGCAUACUUCCGCUCGCCCCUUUUGGCAAGGAACCCUUGUCGGUUUCCUUUUUUGGCAUUACAGACGGCACUUGCGACGUCGAUCCUACCUCAGACUACCUUAAAGCCUCCGCUCUGCCCUUGUUUCAAAAGUUUGGCGUGGGUGUGACGGAUGCCGAAGAUUUCCUGUCGCCACAAGCACCGAGUAUUCGCGUGGUGCGACGCGGUGCGGCUCCGGCCGGAGGCGGUCGCGUGGAGCUCUAUUCUCCCGUCGUGCAAGUACUGCAACCGAUCGAAUUUACGGAUCCCGGAAAGUUCAAACGGGUCCGCGGGACAGCCAUUACCUGCAAAAUUGUCUCGUCGAGUAUGGCCGCACGGGUUGCCUUUGCCUCCAAAGGCCUCUUGCACCGAUUGCUGCCGGAUGUUUGGAUCCAUACAGACGCGCACACCAUCAAACACCACAAAUGCGGUCCGAGUCCCGGCUUGAGUCUCGUAUUGACGGCAGAAUCUACCAACGGUGUUGUGUUGACGGCCGAGUGCUGUUUGGACUACCGUAAAGAUGCUAGUCGGGAAUUACCGGAAGACUUGGGCACACGAGGAUCGGCUUUGCUGUUGAACGAAAUUCGUAAAGGCGGUUGUGUCGAUACCGGAAUGCAAAGUCUGGCGCUAUUGUGGAUGUGUUUAUCACCCGAAGAUGUGAGCCGAAUACGGGUCGGUACCCUAUCUCAGUACGCUGUAGAGUCGUUGCGGCUUUUCAAACAAGCCUUCGGUGUGGAGUUCAAAGUCAAACCGGAUCAUGCUACCAAAACGGUCCUCCUAAGUUGCUUGGGUUCUGGUUACCGAAACAUGUCGCGGGCGGCAACGUAG
Molecule: messenger RNA, 1218 nt
Organism: Phaeodactylum tricornutum CCAP 1055/1
Lineage: Eukaryota; Bacillariophyta; Bacillariophyceae; Surirellales; Neidiaceae
Exons: 1
Coding region: 1-1218 (405 amino acids)
Biological process (GO): endonucleolytic cleavage of tricistronic rRNA transcript (SSU-rRNA, 5.8S rRNA, LSU-rRNA); ribosome biogenesis
Cellular component (GO): nucleolus
Molecular function (GO): RNA endonuclease activity
Source: RefSeq, a predicted model, not a curated record